AUGAAGUCUUUCACUACCAUCUCUUUCACCCUGCUGGCAGUCCCCCAGCUCACUGCUGCUGCACCAAUCGCCGACUCUACCGCGGCAACUUCAGUCUCGGUCUCCUACGAUCAGAAAUAUGAUGUCUCAGGCACCUCUCUCAGCACAGUUGCUUGCUCAGAUGGAUCCAAUGGACUUUUGACUGCAGGAUAUUCAACCUUUGGCUCCUUGCCAAAGUUCCCUCUGAUCGGUGGAGCCCCGACAAUUGCCGGUUGGAAUAGUGAGAACUGCGGAGCCUGCUAUGAGUUGGCGUACCAGACCGACAAAAUCGACAACACCAUUUACAUUCUCGCAAUUGAUUCAGCCUCGGCUGGGUUCAAUAUCGGUCUUGAAGCCUUGAAUAAAUUAACCAACAACCAGGCAGAGUAA
Messenger RNA from Penicillium taxi, 408 nucleotides. RefSeq names its product allergenic cerato-platanin Asp F13 (gene aspf13). Lineage: Eukaryota; Fungi; Ascomycota; Eurotiomycetes; Eurotiales; Aspergillaceae. The record is from RefSeq and is a predicted model, not a curated record. The coding region runs from base 1 to 408 and encodes 135 amino acids. The transcript has a single exon.